AUGGAGUCCUCAGAUGGGCCAGGAGGCGAAGGAGACAGGCCACUUGAGAAGGUGAUGGAUGUACCCCACUUGGAGAGGAGCGCCAGCACCAUCCCUGCUGGAGACUCACUUGUGAGCCAUGCCAAGGGCCUGGACCAGUGUACCUUCAGAAUUUGUAAAGAAUGUCUAAGACCAUUAAAGAAGUGCCUGCGAAAGUUGAACGUGCCCAAGGACCGUCCCCAGAAGAAGCAGCUGAACUACAUGAAGAAGAGCCUGGUGGUCCUAGGCGACCACAUCAACACCUUUCUUAAGCACUACUGCCGAGCCUGGGAAACGAAGCACUGGAGGAAGAUGCUCUGGAGAUUUGUCUCCCUCUUCUCGGAGUUGGAGGCAAAGCAGCUUCACAAGCUCUACAAGUACACCAAGAACAGCCAGAACGCCAAGUUCCUGGCAACAUUCUUGCCCUUGGAUGCUCUGGAGAACUCCUUGCUGGCCAACCAGGAAGACUCUCUGCCCAAGCUCUGCAGCGCCUGGGGGCUGCACAACAACAUUAGUGGCAUGAAGGAGAGGCUGUCCAAGAUGCAGGCCCCAGGUGGCGAGGCCCCCCUACUGGUGGAGCCAAGAUGUGGCACCCACCUCAGGAGAGGUUCCUCAAGAAAACUUCCUAAAAAACCAAAAUGCAAGAGCAAGGGGGUUAAGGAAGUCCCAGAAACCCCAGAGACCAGCCCAUAA
Pteronotus mesoamericanus is the source of this 711-nucleotide messenger RNA. RefSeq names its product CHD1 helical C-terminal domain containing 1 (gene CHCT1). Lineage: Eukaryota; Metazoa; Chordata; Mammalia; Chiroptera; Mormoopidae. The transcript has 6 exons. The record is from RefSeq and is a predicted model, not a curated record. The coding region runs from base 1 to 711 and encodes 236 amino acids.